AUCAUGCACAACUUACAUCCGGUACUCUGAUGUUGCACACGUACACGUACUUUUCGGUACAACAAGGUUUUCUGUAAUCGAAAGCCUGAAAAUUACUUCAAAAUGGCCAUUGAACUGUUCACCGUUCUCGGUAAAUUCUAUGAUGAGUACAUGAACAAGACUUCGCAGAAGCUUAAAAUCAUCGAUGCCUAUCUGGCUUACAUCAUGCUGACCGGAAUCGUACAGUUUGUGUACUGUGUCCUCGUGGGAACAUUCCCCUUCAAUUCGUUUCUGUCCGGUUUCAUCUCGUGUGUCGGAUCAUUCGUUUUAGGAGUUUGCCUACGGCUUCAAGUCAACCCAGCCAACAAAGUAGAUUUCAGAAAUGUCUCUCCAGAACGUGCCUUUGCAGAUUUCAUCUUUGGUAGCAUCAUUCUUCACCUUGUGGUCCUGAAUUUUAUUGGAUAA
Acanthaster planci (crown-of-thorns starfish) is the source of this 444-nucleotide messenger RNA. RefSeq names its product defender against cell death 1 (gene dad1). Gene Ontology annotation, biological process: protein N-linked glycosylation. The record is from RefSeq and is a predicted model, not a curated record. NCBI's taxonomy places the organism in Eukaryota, Metazoa, Echinodermata, Asteroidea, Valvatida, Acanthasteridae. Gene Ontology annotation, cellular component: oligosaccharyltransferase complex; membrane.